AUGAAGCAACAAGAAGUCGUCAACCCGCCAGGAACGUCUUCGACACUGGCGUCGACCUCUAAUAUCGAAGUCGAGAAGACAGGAGCUAUGGCUGAAAGUAGUGCUCCAGACAUGAACCAGCGCCAUUCGAUUAUCCAACACCUUGCUCGCCAAUUCUCUGACCAGUCAGGACUUGGUAACGAGCACCCAGCCCUCGUCAGCAAUUCCCCUGACUCCCCUUUGAAUCCCCAUGGCGAGAAAUUCGAUGCAAAAGCCUGGGCGAUGACGGUAGUGAACGCCACCAGAUCCUCCCAAAAAUCGGUUCGGCAAACUGGUCUCUGCUUCCAAAACAUGAGUGUCUUCGGUUUUGGCACUCCGAUCGAUUUCCAGAAGGAUGUCGCUAAUGUGUGGCUUGCGCUGCCCAAUAUGAUCCGUCGCCUGUUCCUACAUUCGACAAAUAACCGACGCAUUGACAUUCUACAUCACAUGGACGGUAUCAUCAAUCCCGGCGAGAUGUGCGUUGUCUUGGGACCGCCUGGAUCAGGGUGUUCGACAUUUCUGAAGUCCAUUGCGGGCGAGACAAAUGGCAUUCACAUCUCCGAGGACUCACACUUCAACUACCAGGGUAUUUCAUCUCAGGAGAUGCAUACCGCUCACAGGGGCGAGACUAUCUAUACUGCCGAGACAGACGUCCACUUUCCUAAACUCACAGUCGGGGAGACUUUGCAAUUUGCAUCUCAAGCUCGCUGCCCAAGAUCAUUGCCGCCUGGUAUUUCGAAAGACAAGUAUUGUAAGCACCUCCGCGAUGUAGUGAUGACCAUGUAUGGCAUCAGUCAUACUCUCAACUCCAAAGUCGGCAAUGACUUUGUCCGAGGGGUCUCAGGAGGUGAACGAAAACGAGUCACCAUCGCCGAGUCGACUUUGGCUAACGCCCCAUUUCAGUGCUGGGAUAACUCAACACGUGGCCUUGAUUCUGCCAACGCGAUCGAGUUUUGCAAGACCCUUCGACUGCAGUCUCAGCUGUUCGGACAAGCGUGUGCGGUAUCGAUUUAUCAGGCACCGCAAGCAGCAUUCGACUUGUUUGACAAGGCCAUGGUGGUCUACGAAGGACGACAGAUAUAUUUUGGUCCGGCAUCCAAGGCCAAGGAAUAUUUUAUCAACCUUGGAUUCGAGCCUCAUGCUCGGCAGACGACACCUGAUUUCUUGACCUCAAUGACCUCGCCUUCAGAGCGUGUAUCCCGCCCUGGCUUCAAACCUCCUCAAACAUCAGAGGACUUCGCAGCUGCUUGGAAGGCAAGUCAAGAAUAUCGAGAACUAAAAAUGCAAAUGGAAGAGUAUCAAAUACGACAUCCCAUUGGCGGCUCAGAUGCUCUGACUUUCCGGGAGCAGAAGAAAUCAGUACAAGCCCACGGCCAGCGACUCAAUUCUCCCUUCAUGCUGAGCUAUUCUCAGCAAGUCAUGCUUUGUCUCUGGCGUGGAUAUAGACGUCUCCUGGCAGACCCCGGGAUUCCUGUUGGCAUGUCCAUCGGCAACCUCAUUAUAGGACUUAUCCUCUCAUCCCUAUUCUACAAUCUGGGGCUGAACACAGACUCGUUCUACGGCCGCAGCUGUGUCCUGUUCAUGACCAUCAUCUCCAAUGCCUUCGCCUCAAUGCUCGAGAUCUUUACCCUGUAUGAUCAACGACCCAUUGUCGAAAAGCAGAAUCGUUAUGCAUUCUAUCACCCUUCAGCCGAAUCAUACUCUUCUGUGAUGCUCGACCUACCUAUCAAAGUUCUCAACAACAUUGUUUUCAAUAGCGUGUUCUAUUUCAUGACAAAUCUCAACCGCCAACCAGGGCCCUUUUUCUUUUACAUGUUCGUCAUGUUUCUUGUCACAUUAGCCAUGUCUGGGGUUUUCAGGUCAAUAGCCGCGUUGUCUCGAACAUUGUAUCAGGCCAUGAUACCUGCAGCCAUCCUAAUGCUCUCCCUCAUCAUUUUCACCGGUUUCGUAAUGCCCAUCGACUACAUGCUGUCCUGGUGCCGCUGGAUCAGCUACCUGAACCCUGUCGCCUAUGGCUUUGAAUCUCUCAUGGUCAAUGAGUUCCACGGCCGUGACUUCCCCUGCACUACUUACGUCCCUGAUUAUGCCGACCGCGCGAGUGCGGCUUGCAGUGCUAUCGGAGCGGUCCCCGGGCGCUCUUAUGUCAACGGCGAGGACUACAUCAACACUGCUUACAGCUACUAUCAUGCCCAUAAGUGGCGCAAUGUUGGGAUUGUCAUCGCCAUGAUUAUUUUCAACCACGUCGUAUACUUCAUUGCCAGCGAGUAUAUCACCGCUAAGAAAUCGAAAGGCGAAGUGCUCGUGUUCAGACGAGGCUUUGUGCCAGCUUCGCAAGUCGGGGAUAAAACUGAUGUCGAAAAGUCGUUGCCUCGCCCGGUGCCAGUAACAAAGCAUUUUGAGGGAUCUUCAUCCAGCGUUGAGAGGACAAUUCAAGCUUCCGUGAGUGUUUUUCACUGGAGCAACGUAUGCUACGAUCUGAAAAUCAAAAAGGAGAACCGACGUAUUCUUGAUCACGUUGAUGGCUGGGUUAAACCAGGCACACUUACAGCUCUGAUGGGAGUUUCAGGCGCAGGUAAAACAACUCUGCUGGAUUGCCUGGCUGCCAGGUUGGGCACUGGGGUCAUCACGGGAGAGAUGCUGGUUGACGGCCAUCUCCGCGACGAGAGCUUUCAAAGAAAGACGGGUUAUGUUCAGCAGCAAGACCUUCAUCUAGAGACAAGCACAGUCAGAGAGGCUUUGGAAUUUUCAGCACUUCUCCGCCAACCGGAAUCGAACACUAGCGAAGAAAAACUUGCAUACGUCGAUGAGAUGAUCAAAUUGCUAGACAUGGAAGAAUACGCGGAUGCAAUUGUCGGUCUGUUGGGCGAGGGUCUCAACAUCGAGCAGCGCAAACGCCUCACGAUCGGUGUUGAGCUGGCUGCCAAACCGCCUCUACUUCUUUUCGUUGAUGAGCCUACAUCAGGUCUGGACUCUCAAACUAGUUGGGCUAUUCUCAACCUGCUAGAGAAGCUUUCGAAAGCUGGCCAGUCUAUUCUUUGCACCAUUCAUCAACCCUCGGCCAUGCUCUUCCAAAGGUUCGAUAGACUGCUUUUCUUGUCCAAGAAUGGAAGAACCGUAUAUUUCGGUGAUAUUGGAGAGAAUUCCAAAACCCUGACCGAGUAUUUCGAACGAUACUCGGCGCCUGCCUGCCCUCCUGGUGUCAACCCAGCCGAAUGGAUGUUCGAGGCCGUUGGCGAUGCCCCAGGGAGUGAGACAAAGGUCGACUGGCAUCAGACAUGGCGCUCAAGCCCCGAAUUUGAAGCCGUCCAGAACGAGCUGAAACGCCUCAAGGAAUCGAGACAGACCGAAUCAGCUACUACAGAGAUUCAUAACAAACACGCAUAUGCAGAAUUCGCAGCACCAUUAUGGGACCAGCUACUCAUCGUAACGACCCGCGCCUUUGAACAAUAUUGGCGCACACCCUCUUACAUCUACUCCAAAUUGAGCCUGUGCAUCUGCGUCAGUCUGUUCAUUGGCUUGGUUUUUCUCGAUGGACCACGAUCGAUCCAGGGCCUUCAAAACCAGAUGUUUGCCAUCUUCGAAUUCUGCUCUAUCUUCUCCCAGCUCGUCCAGCAGCAGAUACCAAGUUUCGUGACACAGCGCACUCUCUACGAAGCUCGUGAGCGGCCAUCCAAGACAUACUCCUGGAAGAUAUAUAUGCUCAGCCAGAUCAUCAUUGAGAUCCCCUGGAAUAUCAUCGCGUCAGUGUUUCUAUGGGCUCUGAUAUACUACCCUGUGGGAUUCUACAAAAACGCUGAAGCCGCCGACCAGGGAACAGAAAGGGGCGUGUUAAUGUGGCUGUUGUUCCUUCAGUUCAUCAUGUUGACGUCGACGUUUGCGACUAUGUGCAUGUCCUUCACUGACUCGGGUGAGUCAGGUGGGAACCUCGCCAACCUGCUCUUUAUGCUAUCCUUCUUCUUCUGUGGUGUUCUCGCCAAGGCUGAUUCUAUGCCCCGUUUCUGGGUAUUCCUUUACCGCUGUACACCAUUGACAUACUGGGUAUCCUCGGUUCUUUCGACAGGCCUAGCCAAUAACAAAGUUGAGUGUGCUACUAAUGAAUGGGUCCCUGUCACUCUUCCGGCGAACGAAACUUGCGGUAGCUAUAUGGCGGAAUACAUCUCCAGCCGGGGCGGCUACGUGCUGGACGCGAAUAGCACAUCCAGCUGCGAUUAUUGUUCCAUGAGCGACACUAAUGUCUUCCUACAGACCAUCGGUUCUAGCUACGGCAACCGAUGGAGAGACUUUAGACUUGGCUGGGUCUACAUUGUUUUCAAUGUCUGUGCGGCAUUGGCUUUGUACUAUGUAGUGCGAAUGCCAAAGGGGAAGAAGACGCUGUAG
This is a messenger RNA of Clonostachys rhizophaga, 4395 nucleotides long. The record is from the annotation of a GenBank genome assembly. Lineage: Eukaryota; Fungi; Ascomycota; Sordariomycetes; Hypocreales; Bionectriaceae.